Messenger RNA from Pseudonaja textilis, 3080 nucleotides. It is a transcript of the gene AP1S3, whose product is annotated as adaptor related protein complex 1 subunit sigma 3. The record is from RefSeq and is a predicted model, not a curated record. NCBI's taxonomy places the organism in Eukaryota, Metazoa, Chordata, Lepidosauria, Squamata, Elapidae. Gene Ontology annotation, molecular function: clathrin-cargo adaptor activity. Gene Ontology annotation, biological process: vesicle-mediated transport; intracellular protein transport. Gene Ontology annotation, cellular component: membrane coat; AP-1 adaptor complex.
GGGGGGGGGGACGAACCUCCGGGAAAGCGGGUCUGCGGCAGCCAUGAUACAUUUUAUCCUGCUGUUCAGCCGACAAGGGAAAUUAAGACUUCAAAAAUGGUUUAUUACACUUCCUGAAAAGGAAAAGAAAAAAGUUACCCGAGAAGUUGUGCAGAUUAUUCUGGCUCGAAAUCAAAAAAUGAGCAGCUUUGUUGACUGGAAAGAUCUCAAGCUUGUUUACAAAAGGUAUGCUAGUUUGUAUUUCUGUUGUGCAAUAGAAGAAGAGGAUAAUGAACUCCUGACCCUAGAAGUUGUUCAUCGUUAUGUAGAGCUAUUGGACAGAUAUUUUGGCAAUGUAUGCGAACUGGAUAUUAUUUUCAAUUUUGAGAAAGCAUAUUUUAUGCUUGAUGAAUUUCUAAUGAGUGGGGAAGUUCAAGAAACAUCCAAAAAAUCUGCGGUGAAAGCCAUAGAAGAUGGUGAUAUGUUACAAGAGACAAUGGAAGAAUAUAUGAGCAAGCCUGCCUUUUAAAUCAAAACUACAGAACCAACUAAAGGGACCACGUAAUAUGGCAUAACAUCUCUUAUGUGCCAGAUUUUGUUUAAAAUACACAUUGCCCAAAGUUCUAAUAGUGAUGUUAUUUAUCUAUGCAACUUUCAAGAUGAAAGUCAGCCACAAUCCUGUCAGUAUAGCAGCACAUGUAUAUUAUACUUGAUAUGAGUUUAUUUUAAUUUAAUCUCUUGGCUAUCUAGAUUGAAAGUCUUAUAGCAACUCUCACUAUUAACUUUUUACUUCUAAGAAAUUGUAACUAGAAUUUUUGAAGGAUAUAUUUAUGACUCUGGACCAGUUUCUGAUCAAUUCAAUAUAAUUUUGUAAAAAGAAAAAUGUUAUGUGAUCAUUUCUUCUAUAUUAAUAGUACUUUUACAAAACAUAUGGUGUUGAUAUAUUUAAUUUUUAACUUGCUUUGACAGCAAGUGUCCUGAACUGUAGAUAAUUUAAUACAUCAUAGUCUUUUGUAUUGGGGUAAAUCAUUUUUUUACAAAUUUUACAAAUUUUGCCAAGCAUUCCUUAAUCAGCAUUUCUGCAAGCUAAAAGAGAGCAAUUAUAUUCGAAUUUAGAUUUUUUUUUUUAAUCCUGGCUUUGAGCUUCUUCAGUGAAGCAAUAAAUUGAAAUGCCUGAAUUUUAUCCUUACAGCUGUAGGCCUACAAACAUAUAAAUGCAGUUGUACAAUGGCUAGUGGCUUCCUUGAGUUAUUAGUCAAUUUACUGCAUCAGGGCCUUUUAUAGAUUUGGGAGGUAUGGGGAUUUCAUCUUAUUAGAGAACUCAUUUUUCUAAGGUUUCCCAUGGUGAAAAGUUGUCAUGGAAUCUAACUACCAGUCAGAUUGAAUACUGUAAUCUAAUUAUCUGUACUAUAGUCUGACAAGAUUGGUGGCAUAUAAAUUUAACAAAACAAACAAACAAAGAAACAUUUUCCAAGAACAUCUCCCUUCAACCCUGGACAAUGAAGAGUGAAAAGCAACUUCUCGGAUUAUCAUCAGAUUCUGAUGGUGAAAGCCUAGAAAAUACAAAACUGAAGAAAAUGUUAUAAAAUUCUUGACCACAUGAGGACCACUUCUGUAGCAAUGCACAUGAUGUAACUGUUUACUAAAAUUCAUUUCAAAGGUGACAUUCCUCUAAUUAUGAGAAAUAAUUUGUUUGAGAAAAGAAAAACAGGAGAUUGAGGUUAUGUAAAAAUUACCUUAAAUGAUAGAUCCCUACCAAUGCCAUUAGAAACAUCCAGAGAUGGGGAUGAGAGAGAGCACAAGAUGUUCUGCACCUGUGUUUUGUCCUUCAAUUGGUUUUUUUGGAGGGGACAGAUGAAAAUAAAUCAGUAACAAAAAAGAAUAACAACCGAGUCAGAAGCCAGUAAGGCAGGAUUGCAGAACUUCACCUGGUAUUUCAAAGGAAACAGAUUUGAUCUGCAUCUAUUCAAGUACUCCUGGGAUGAGAGCGCAGUGAUUCCACAUAUUUUUCAUAUUGAUGCUGUUAGCUAAGAAAAAUGCUUCAAGAGGCACAUAAAACUCUGUUUCAGGAUUCAGUCUAUUUAGAAAUGUGUGCUCUGAGGCAAAAUGCCUUCUAAAAGGUGUCCUGGUAUAUGUUUUGUGUGUGUAUUUGUGUCUUUCUAUGUGUGCAUAUAUCCAGAAAUAUCCCUCCCCCACAACACACAUUUUUUUUUGGUAAGAAUUGAACAUCGGUACUUAUUUUUCUUAAAAUGGAAACACAAUAAAAUAAAAUGAAAUCAACGUGAUAAAUUGAACUGAACACACAUAGAAUUAUCAGAAGAGGAAACAUGAAGUCAUCUGUUACCUUUUCAAGUAUACAUUUAUUGGCCCUCACUGGGUUCUGGUUUUUUUCACUCUUCCAAUCAUUGCCCUCCCAAGUUCUUUUCUGCUGCAACCUUCCAUAAGCAUAAAAAUAAGUUCGUGGUAGGAUGUAGUUCCGGAAUUACAGACAAUUUGCCUCUUGAAAAAUUAUGCAUAGAUACAAAUUUAAUCACGAUUUGUACAUUUUCUUUAGGGUUCCCAUGCAUACAUGUAUUGUCAUUGCCAACAAUAUCAAAUAUAUACAGUAUUUGAUCAUAGAUAUGUUUACUUUAAAAUCCUGCUAUAUUAAUUUCAAGCUAUAUUUUGUCCAGGAUUUUGUUUUCAUCACAGCUAACCAGAUGAAAAACUCACAAAUAGAAAAUGGCAGUGAGUCCAUUCUCUCAGUUGGGUUUCUCAGUAGAUAUUCUUCAAGAAAUACAUCUUAACAUUAGAGGUACAACAUAACCACUGAUAUCAUGUUAGAGGUACAACAUAACCACGGAUAUCAUGUUAGCUUGACCCAUGAAUUUGGACAAACCCCCUUUUACAGCCAGAUAAUUUUACAUGUUGUUGUAACAAAAGUCAGAAUUUAACAAAAGUCAGAAUUUUUACUCUGCUUUUUGUAAAGUGCUUUUUUGAUGUCAAUGUUAUUCAAUUUAAUUAGCUCAAUAUGAGUUUUCCCUUUUCUUUCUUUCUUUCUUUCUUUCUUUCUUUCUUUCUUUCUUUCCUUCCUUCCUUCCUUCCUUCCUUCCUUCCUUCCU